Oikopleura dioica is the source of this 3210-nucleotide messenger RNA. Lineage: Eukaryota; Metazoa; Chordata; Appendicularia; Copelata; Oikopleuridae. The record is from the annotation of a GenBank genome assembly.
AUGUCGCUUGAUUGGAGGAAAUUCGCCUUUUUCUCGUCCGCAAGUUCUAUUCCUUUACCAGCUGUUGAUCCGGUAGAUUUCGCCCUUACUUCUGCAAAGGGACUUUUAUUCAUCGGAGAACGGACAGGGUCUAUUCACUUGUUGAACGGGCACUAUCAAUCGAAUCUGUACCGCGCUCACGAAGGGCGAGUCUUUCAAAUAUGGGCCUCGCCGUCCAAGGACAUCUUCAUUUCCGUCGGCAUCGACGAUUCGCAGCCCACGUUGAAAGUGUGGACCUACGACGAGAAGUUCGCGGAAGACGCCCAGAACCAACCCAAAUGCGUCCAUUCGCGGGUUCUGACGGCGCAGGAUUUUCUUGGAGAUGUUUCCGCUUUGGCUGUAAACUCUGCUCUGACACAAGCUGCGAUCGGCUUUACUGGCGGAAAAGUGCUGCUUUUAAAAGGCGAUAUUCUCCGGGAAAAGCAUUCAAAAAUAUCGCAGCUUCAUUCUUCGGCCUAUCCAGUCACGAACCUGUCGUUUGAUCAAAACAGGCUGUAUGUGAUUACAGUGAAAGACAGUCAACUUUAUGAAAUGCAGGAGAAGAAUCCGGGGAGAAAGCACUUGGACGAAAAGGGCUGCGCGCCGAACUGUGCGUGUUUGUCUUCGUCAAAUGAGCUUAUUGUCGGCAGAUCGGACGAUGUUUUCAGCUACGAUCGUGAAACUAAGCGAGUAACGUCUCAUCCUAUAUCCGGAGAGAAAUUCCAGCUCAUCUCCUUUGGGAUAUAUCUCGUCGUUUUGACAAAAGACAACUCCAGCUCCGCAGACAAGAAACUUUUCCGCGUCACUAUCUUUAGCCUUCACGAUCGUCUCUCUGUAUUUACGUCGGUUUUCACGGAUGUGCACGCAAUUUGCUGCGAAUGGACAUCGAUAUGCAUCCUCAGCGGCACUGAAGAAUUAGAGCUGACCCGACUGAUUGAGUGCGAUGUUGACGCGAAGCUGGACACGCUUUUCCAGCGAAACCAUUUUGACAUCGCGAAGUCGAUCUGCCACGAGCAGGGAUUCGGAGAGAGUGGCCUGGCCGAUGUCAACAAACGCUGGGCAGACUACUUGUUCGAAAAGGGUGAUCUGAUGCAAGCAGCUGAGAAGUAUGUCGAAACGCUGGGCAAACUAGAGCCUUCGUACGUCCUGCACAAACUGAUGGAUGCUCAGCGCUUGCCACCGCUUACUCUCUACCUCGAAGCCCUGGUCAGCUAUAACUCGCAGCACAACAUCGUUAAUGGUGCCACAGAACACAGAAGUCUGCUCAUCACAUGCUACGCGAAAGAAAAAGACGAGCACAAUCUGAAACGUCUUCUUGAGCUCGAUUCGCUUCCUUCUUCAGAUGCGCUUGAAAAUGCGAUGGGAGUACUGCUUCAAUCAGGCCUUACUGAAGCUGCCCUUAGCUUCGCCAAAGCAUCGAAGAAUCACAGCCUUGUGAUGAUGAUCUUGACAGAAAAGAUAUCCAAUCCUAUCGACGCGCUCAACUACGUGAAAUCCCUUUCUCUGGAGGAAAGACUCAAUCUUUUCCGAAAGUAUGGACCUUAUUUUGUUCAAAACUGCAGCAAAGCGUUUCUGGUCGCUCUGAAAGAAAUCGUCAACGCGGAGAAUAUUGUUGUCACAUCGCCUGGCGAGGAAAUUCCACCCAGAAGAGUUCAAUUUAUUGAUAAAGAUGAUUUAGAUUUGGCACCGUCGACAGAAGUGAAUAUUCAGUACCUCUUAGAUAUUCUCGAAGGAGACAGUUCGCUAGCACUAGAAUUCACAGAGUACUGCCUAUCUAUACGAAAAUGCCAAGGCCUCAAAUUUCUAUCACAGCGGUUCAUGGAAAUGCAACUUCGUCGACUUACUUCUUCCAACGAUGAAGCAGAAAUCCAUCGCCUCGAGCAAAGCAUAAUCAGCUUGAUUGAAAGCAAGAAGCUAGAGUACAAACAAGCGUUAGUCUACUGUAGACAAUUCAAUUUCACAGCCGGACUUGUUAAACUGCUAGAAAGUGGAGCGGGUGGCGAUCUUACGGACUUACUCUCCGUCUUGCUGGAAAGUGGACAAAACGAGCAGGCUCUCAAUUUGUGCAAGAAAAAUGGUCGAAACGAGCCAGAUCUUUGGAGAAAAGCGAUCCUGUACUGGUCGAGUAGGUCUAAUUACGACGGAGUUCAAGCAAUCUUGACCGAAGCGAUACCUGCUGCGUCCGAAUGCAUAGAUUUGAGCUCAUUAAUCAAUAUGCUGAAAUCUUCCUCCGCUCCAAUUUCGAUUCUAAAGCCUCUGAUUUUGAAGAAGCUGGAAAAGGACGACGAAGAUAUACGAAAGUGCGAAAGCCGCAUUUCAAAACUCUCCUCAAAUAUUGAAAAGCAGAAAGAGAAGCGCAAGAAUCUUUUACAACAAGCGAGCAUUUUCAAAUUAAGCAAGUGUAAGCUCUGCGCGAAGGACCUUUCACUGCCAAGCGUGCACUUCCUCUGCGGCCACAGCUUUCAUCGUCAUUGCUUCACUACCUACAUUGAUCAGGAUGGCGAGUGUCCGAUCUGCGCGCAGCAGAACCGACAGGUCCUUCAGUCGCUCAAACUCGCCAGCAGUGGCGAAAUGUCGGACGAAAAGUUUCUUGGGCAAGUGAGCAAGUCUUCGGACAGCUUUGGGACAAUUAUCGACAUGCUCGCGCGUGGAGAAAUUAUAACUCAUAAGAGGAAAAUUGAGAAGCCUAAAGACGAAAUUGUAACCGAGUCCAAACCCGUCUCAAACAAGCUCCUGGCGAACAGAGCGCGGAUAGCAAGCGAACUUAAAUUUGGUCUGACUCCAGAAACGCCUAAAUCCUUCUCCAAAGACUCCAGAAGUCCAAAGACAAACUCGGUGAAAGCGAUUUUGGAAGUACCGCCAGAGGAAAAACCUUUCGAUAUCCAAUUGAACAAACCAGCGACGAUUCCACCCGCUGAGAAUCCAUUUGGAGAGGAAGUUUCUUCAGAGAACGAAGGGAAUCCUUUCGGCGAGCCAGAUGAGCCCGAGCCAACUGCAGAGAAAAAGAAAAACUUCGAAUUCAGUAAUCCGUUUGGCGAGUCACCAAGCGAACCAAGUGGGAAUCCGUUUGGCGAUGAUGAUUCUGAAAGUCCAGGCGAAGGAAAUCCUUUCGGCGAAGACGAUUCAGGAGACGCAGGGAACCCAUUCGGCGACGACGAGGACGAAAACGACGCCAACAACCCAUUCAAUUGA